Messenger RNA from Panicum virgatum (switchgrass), 1949 nucleotides. RefSeq names its product nucleoporin NUP152-like. The record is from RefSeq and is a predicted model, not a curated record. The transcript has 10 exons. Bases 289 to 1641 code for a protein of 450 amino acids. Lineage: Eukaryota; Viridiplantae; Streptophyta; Magnoliopsida; Poales; Poaceae. Gene Ontology annotation, biological process: intracellular transport.
CCCUCCGCUGUGGUCAGCCUAACCAGACCCACUAGGCAGGUAGGCACUAGCAAAAGCUUUGCGGCGCCGCCGCCAGCUUCCGCACACACUCCUCCCUCCCCACCCCCUCGCCCGCGCCCGCCACCGUCGCCUUCCCAAACCCCGGCGCUCGAUUCCAUUGCCCUGUGCGCUGCAGCGACCCCUCUCCCGCUCCAGCGCGGCGCUACUCGGCUCCCCUGCCAGCUCCCACGGCCUUCUCUGCAGUCCGUGUUUCAACCCUAGGGUUUCGGGAGCUCGAGGCGAGGCCGCAUGACGACUCGGGGAGCCAAGCGCGCCGCCACUUCCGACCCCGGCGCUCCCGAUCUACCAAGUAAGAGAGUAAUGGACGGACCCUCUUUUGAUGUUCACAGGGCGGAGUCUUCCCAUCAGCAUGUGAUGGCAGGACCCGCUACUUUAGAUCCUCGACGGGCUGAGGCUGCCAGCAAACAUGUCAGGGCACUCAAUAACCAGUUUGUGAGCUGGGUUCAAUUGCAGCUGCAAAAUCAUCCAGCUGAACUUUGGGAGGAUGGUAUCAAAGAUUACUUAUCCCAUGCUUCUGAAAUAAUGGAAAAAUUCAAGGAUGUUGUCAACUGGCUUAGACAAAAUCAAGCAGGUUCAAAAGUUGUUUCAUCCCCAAGUCCGCAAACGGAUGAGAAGACUAAUCCACCAGCAGCAGAUGAUAGCAAGCUGUUGGGGCAGCCAAGUACAGAUAACACACAAAAGGCUCCAGUGAUGGCGUCUAGUUCUUCAGCUUUUCAGAGCUCAAGCUCACCAACACCAACCCUAUUUCCGUUUCCUUCUAAGUCACAAACACCAGAUUUCAGUGGUAUGUUUGGUGAUAAGAAGAACACAUCUGGUGACAACAGUAAACCAGCUUUCCAGUUUAGUGGGAAUGUCAUUUUUGGUGACAAGAAGAACACAUCUGGUGAUAGCAGUAAACCACCUUUCCAGUUUGGUGCAAAUAAUGGCAUAUUUGGUGACAAGAAGAAUACGCCUGGUGACAGCAGUAAACCAACUUUCCAGUUUGGUGUAAAUAAUGGCUUUUUGGCAUCAAGUGCACCAUCUUUAUUCUCUACUUCAGCUGCCCAAAGUUUUAGCUCACAGUCUCCACCUCUGUUUUCAAUGAAUCAACAAUCAGUUCUCUCAGGAAAUCAAAAUGCUUCUGAAGCUUCAGCUGAUGCAGAUGAAGAUGCCGAACCCGAGAAACCAAGCAGCCCUUCUGUAAAGAAGGCAGAAGAGAAAGGUAUAGUUGUUGUUCAUGAAGCCAAGUGCAAGGUGUAUGUGAAGCAUGAUGAUGCUACCAAGGGUUGGAAAGACAUUGGUGUUGGUCAACUCUCUAUCAGAAGUAAGGAAGGUGCAGAGAAAGCUUCCAAAGAGUCCACUCCAACCAUUGUUAUUAGAAACGAUGUUGGUAAAAUUCUCCUAAAUGCGCUGAUCUACAAAGGGAUAAAAAUGAAUGUUCAGAAGAACACAGUUGCUUCGAUUUUUCAUACUUCGGAUGCACAGUCAGAUGAAUCAAGCAGUGGCGCAGUUGUAGCUCGGACAUACUUGUUCAGGUUGAAAAAUGAGGAUGAGGCUACAAAGUUGUCAACAGCAAUCAAAGAGAACGCGCCCUUGCACUGAUUCUUGCAGCAUGGAUUACUAUCUCACGACGCCUAAGCAUCUGGCACGAGUUGUAAUAGUAGAGGGUAACACCACCAAUGGCCUCUGCAGCAGGCCAAAAGAUGCCUUGCAGAGUUCUUUUUUGCCUAUAUAGUGCUUGCCUGUAACUUGUAACGUGUAAGACUGGCUGGUUGGCGAUGUAUUAGUACCUUUUUUUUCCUCACCUUAUGUAUCGUAUAUUGAGCAUGGAUAAGGUUAUUGGGCAUGCUUUGAGAUUCGUCACCAUGUCCAUGUGAGCGGCAAUGAUAAGUCUGGGAUGAAAAUUUUGA